Molecule: messenger RNA, 531 nt
Organism: Fulmarus glacialis (Northern fulmar)
Lineage: Eukaryota; Metazoa; Chordata; Aves; Procellariiformes; Procellariidae
Product: nucleosome assembly protein 1-like 4
Exons: 6
Biological process (GO): nucleosome assembly
Cellular component (GO): chromatin; nucleus
Molecular function (GO): chromatin binding; histone binding
Source: RefSeq, a predicted model, not a curated record
AUGGCCGAUAACAGUAAAACAGAAGAUAAUGCUUCAGAUUCUGUGGAGGCCGCUAAAAAUGCAAGUGACAAAAAAGAAAAGCUAGCAGACCAAGUGAUGCAAAAUCCACAGGUUCUGGCAGCUCUACAGGAACGUCUUGACAACACAGCGCUUACUCCUUCAAGUUACAUUGAAACUUUACCAAAAGCAGUGAAAAGAAGAAUUGAUGCCUUGAAACAGCUCCAGGUGAAAUGCGCCCAUAUAGAAGCUAAAUUCUAUGAAGAAGUACAUGAUUUAGAGAGAAAAUAUGCAGCACUCUAUCAACCCCUUUUUGAUAAGAGAAGAGAAUUUAUUAAUGGGGAAGCUGAACCCACAGAUGCAGAGUCAGAAUGGCACAGUGAAAAUGAGGAUGAAGAAAAACUGGCUGGAGACCUGAAAAAUGUAGUGGUAAUAGAAGAAAAAGCGGAAGCAGAAGAGACAAAUGUCAAAGGAAUUCCAGACUUCUGGUUUACUAUCUUUAGGAACGUAGAUAUGCUAAGUGAAUUAGUACAA